Brassica oleracea var. oleracea is the source of this 1837-nucleotide messenger RNA. Its product is annotated as ammonium transporter 1 member 3. Gene Ontology annotation, cellular component: membrane. NCBI's taxonomy places the organism in Eukaryota, Viridiplantae, Streptophyta, Magnoliopsida, Brassicales, Brassicaceae. Gene Ontology annotation, molecular function: ammonium channel activity. Gene Ontology annotation, biological process: ammonium transmembrane transport; ammonium homeostasis. The transcript has a single exon. The coding region runs from base 224 to 1738 and encodes 504 amino acids. The record is from RefSeq and is a predicted model, not a curated record.
UAGAGUGAAAGCUGUUAAGAGAUUUGUCAGAUAUCAUCUUCUAAUCUAAUAAUGUUUCUCUUACAUAACUCUUAAUGUAGUUAAGGGUUUAUUAAUAUGUCUCCCUAAUUUAAUUGGUGAAGCCAGAAUCGAAAGUCAACCAUAAACCCCAUCUUCCUUCUUUUUAUAGAGACACAAGAGACGCCCUUUCUUCUCCGCGUCUCUCUGUCUCAACUCUGUCAACAUGUCAGGACCUCUAACUUGCUCUGUGUCCGAUCUCUCCGCCAUGCUCGGUCCCAACGCCACCGCAGCGGCUGAAUACAUAUGCGGCCAAUUAGGCACCGUAAACAACAAGUUCACAGAUGCAGCCUACGCCGUAGACAACACCUAUCUUCUCUUCUCUGCCUACCUCGUCUUCUCCAUGCAGAUAGGCUUUGCGAUGCUCUGUGCUGGCUCCGUUAGAGCCAAGAACACAAUGAAUAUCAUGCUCACCAAUGUCCUUGACGCUGCAGCCGGAGGACUCUUUUACUAUCUUUUCGGUUACGCCUUUGCCUUUGGCGGAUCCUCUGAAGGUUUCAUCGGAAGACACAACUUUGCUCUUAGAGACUUCCCGACUCUCACGUCCGACUACUCUUUCUUCCUCUACCAAUGGUCAUUCGCAAUCGCAGCUGCUGGAAUAACCAGCGGUUCUAUCGCGGAGAGGACUCAGUUUGUGGCUUACUUGAUCUACUCUUCUUUCUUAACUGGAUUUGUUUAUCCUGUUGUGUCUCACUGGUUCUGGUCCCCGUUCGGAUGGGCUAGUCCCUUCCGUUCAGCAGAUGACCGUUUGUUUAACACCGGAGCCAUAGAUUUUGCUGGCUCCGGUGUUGUUCACAUGGUUGGUGGCAUAGCAGGAUUAUGGGGUGCUCUCGUCGAAGGUCCUCGACGUGGCCGGUUUGAGAAAAGUGGUCGCGCUAUUGCACUACGUGGCCACUCCGCCUCCCUUGUCGUCUUGGGAACGUUCCUUCUUUGGUUCGGUUGGUAUGGUUUCAACCCUGGUUCCUUUACCAAGAUCCUCGUCCCGUAUGAAACCGGUUCGAGCUACGGCCAAUGGAGCGGAAUAGGACGGACAGCGGUUACAACCACGCUUGCUGGAUCCACCGCAGCUCUAACCACACUCUUCGGAAAACGUCUUCUCUCUGGCCACUGGAACGUGACAGACGUAUGUAACGGGCUACUCGGUGGGUUCGCUGCCAUAACAGGGGGUUGCUCUGUGGUAGAGCCCUGGGCUGCGAUCGUAUGUGGAUUCGUGGCUGCCCUCGUCCUCAUCGGCUGCAACAAGCUCGCGGAGAUCGUACAGUAUGAUGAUCCCCUCGAGGCGGCGCAACUACACGGAGGAUGUGGUGCGUGGGGGUUGAUAUUCGUAGGGCUUUUUGCAAAGGAGAAGUAUCUAAACGAGGUUUACGGCGAGACACCUGGAAGGCCAUAUGGACUGUUAAUGGGUGGAGGAGGGAAGCUGUUGGGAGCACAAUUAGUUCAAAUACUUGUGGUUGCAGGAUGGGUUAGUGCUACCAUGGGAACACUCUUCUUCUUGCUCAAAAGGCUCGGUUUGCUGAGGAUAUCGGAGAAGGAUGAGAUGGCCGGUAUGGAUAUGACACGUCACGGUGGUUUUGCUUAUAUGUACUAUGAUAAUGAUGAUGAGUCUCACAGGGCCAUUCAGCUCCAAAGAGUUGACCCUGGAUCUCCUUUCCCACGUUCGGUUACUCCUCCUCGGGUUUAAUUUUCAAGCUUCUUGUAAUUUUUUUAACUGUUGAGCAUUGUUGGGGUAAUAUGGUUUUGAAAUACAAACUUGGUAUGGAUACUGACUCAUCCAUCAUUA